Trichomycterus rosablanca is the source of this 928-nucleotide messenger RNA. RefSeq names its product DNA-binding protein inhibitor ID-1-like. Gene Ontology annotation, biological process: circadian regulation of gene expression; negative regulation of transcription by RNA polymerase II; cell differentiation. Gene Ontology annotation, molecular function: transcription regulator activity; protein dimerization activity. NCBI's taxonomy places the organism in Eukaryota, Metazoa, Chordata, Actinopteri, Siluriformes, Trichomycteridae. Gene Ontology annotation, cellular component: cytoplasm; nucleus. The transcript has 2 exons. The record is from RefSeq and is a predicted model, not a curated record. The coding region runs from base 111 to 506 and encodes 131 amino acids.
GUGAGAUCCUGAUCUUCUGCAGCACAUCAACUCAGGAGGAAUCCAAGCAAAACAAAUCAGGAGUUUCUUCUUCUUCUUGUUCAAGGCUUUACGUCUACUUCUAAGUCAAGAUGAAAGUGGUUGGAUCUACCUGUGCGCUUAGCAAGGUGGGCGGCGAGGACAUGGUGCGCUGCCUGUCUGACCAGAGCCUGACCAUCACCAAGUGCAAAAUUCCACUGCUGGACGAGCACAUGAGCGUCUUCCUGCAGGACAUGAACAGCUGCUACAGCAAGCUCAAGGAGCUGGUGCCUACACUGCCCACCAACAAGAAGGCCAGCAAGGUGGAGAUCCUGCAGCACGUCAUCGACUACAUCUGGGACCUUCAGGUGGAGCUGGACUCGCCGUGCAUGGGCCUCCAGCAGCAGGGCACGGCGGGUGCACGGACACCCCUCACCGCCCUUAACGCUGAGCUCAGCAGCAUCUCGGUGGAGAAUGGCUGCUCGGAGGACAGAAUCCUGUGCCGCUGAACGCUACACUGGAGCUCAGUACUCAUCAAUACUGCUGUCAUGCUUGCAGUUUCCCACCCAGAGAUGCACACAAGAUGCAACCGACUGCCAGCCAGAUUGUGGACUGUUUCUUGUUUCCGCCAGUUCGGCCAAGUCUGCGAGUAGAACUCCUUGGAGUGUGUGCAUGGUUCCACCAGGCGACCUCGGAGUCGUAGUAUUGUUUUGUUUUUAGAUACCAUCGAAAAGACUGUCUGUGAUUUUGAACACGCUUCGAGCAUUCCUUUUCCAUUUUGUAUUUUUGUAUGAUAUAGAGACGCAUAUAUUUUGUAUAAACGAAAGAACUUCUCAGAUUUCUGAGCUAUAUUUGUAUUGUAUAUUACAAUGCCCUUAUGUCAUCGCUGAUGUAUUAUUACUGUGUACUAUCGAAAUUGUGUUUUAUGAAU